This is a messenger RNA of Drosophila montana, 1790 nucleotides long. RefSeq names its product basic proline-rich protein. The transcript is spliced from 2 exons. Bases 205 to 1614 code for a protein of 469 amino acids. The record is from RefSeq and is a predicted model, not a curated record. Lineage: Eukaryota; Metazoa; Arthropoda; Insecta; Diptera; Drosophilidae.
CAUCAUUCGAUUUUCUGAUUUUGCAACGAAGACGUCGCUGGCUUCGCUUGCUCCCACUCCCAGUCUCGAGUUUCGUGUGUGUUCGCCAAACCGGUAAAAAUAAUUUUUCGUGUGCUCUCGUCGUGCAUUUUCCACUUGUGCUGGGAAAAACUGUGUGUGAGAAUUCGCGCUACGUUUCUGGGAUCGUCGUUCGCUUGAGCCAGCAUGCGCCUAUUACUGCCUCUGUUGGCGGCGGUGCUCGCUGCGGCCGGCGUCUUUGCGGAUGUCUCGCAUCUGGACACCGAUCUGCAGGAGGAUGGAUAUCAUUAUAAGCAGCCCUCGCAGCCGUUUCCACCGCCGCCCACGGGCAAUGGCAUCGAGGAUAGCGGCCUGAUACCUGGACCGGCUCCUUCGGCGCCGGCGCCUUCGUACGGACCGCCACAGACGCAGCCGCCGCCGCGACCACAGCCGCAGCCGCAGCCUCCGUCGCCGUCUUACGGGCCACCUCAGACGCAGCCGCCGCGACCUCAGCCGCAGCCGCAGUCUCCGUCGCCGUCUUACGGGCCACCACAGACGCAGCCGCCGCGACCUCAGCCACAGCCGCAGUCUCCGUCGCCGUCUUACGGGCCACCUCAGACGCAGCCACAGCCGAUACCCACCGCACCCGGCCCGUCUUAUGGACCGCCGCAAACGCAGCCACCGCGUCCGCAGCCCACGGCUCCUGCUCCCUCAUACGGUCCGCCACAAACUCAACCGCCACGUCCACAGCCGCAGCCACAGCCACAGCCCACGGCUCCAGGUCCGUCCUAUGGACCGCCGCAAACGCAACCACCGCGUCCGCAGCCACAGCCAUCGGCUCCGGCUCCGUCUUAUGGACCACCACAGACUCUGCCGCCGCCAGCCGGUCCGGAAUACUUGCCGCCCGAUCAGCCGCAGCAGCCCAAGCCACGCCCCGUGCCUCAACGUCCUACCCCGCCAGCACCACAGCCUUCGUAUGGUCCACCACCAACGCAGCCACAGCCACAGCCACCACGUCCGCAGCCACCACGUCCGCAGCCACCUAGUCCUCCGGCACCGCGUCCACAGCAACCGCCCGCUGAGUACCUGCCGCCCUCUGGUCCUCCCGCACCACAGCCCUCGGCUCCGGCUCCGUCUUAUGGACCACCACCGUCUGGACCACCACCAGCACCGCCCACCUAUCAGCCACGCCCGCCAGCACCACCUGCACCACCAGCACCCACUCCCGGCUAUGUGCCACCACCUGCACAGCCUACCUACCAGCCACGCCCACAACCACCAGCUGGCCCGCCAGCACCGCCCACAUACCAGCCACGGCCACCGCAACCACCAGCUCCUCCGGCACCUACUCCAGGCUAUGGUCCUCCUCCUUCUAGUCCACCCGCACCGCCCACCUACCAGCCGCGCCCACCGCAACCGCCAGCUCCUCCGGCACCGACUCCAGGCUAUGGUCCUCCUCCUUCUAGACCACCCGCACCGCCCACCUACCAGCCGCGCCCGCCCGCACCACCGGGCCCACCCACCUCAAACUAUCCAGAGCCACAACCGACGGAUGCCGGCUCCUUGGGUCCCGAUGGCUACAACUACAACAAGCCCUCCAAUCCGUUUACCUACUAAACACAAAGUAUUCUUAGCCUAAAAACAUUCCAAAAACAAUUCUGGAACAGUUGCUGCCAAUCUCUCCCCCCCCUCCACCCCACAUACCCGCCGGAGUUUUAGAGUACAUUUUAAAGAAACCUUUGUAAUGAAACGUUUCCAAAUAAAGUAAAAGCAACACCAAAAACCAAUUAAAA